This is a messenger RNA of Aureobasidium uvarum, 3081 nucleotides long. Lineage: Eukaryota; Fungi; Ascomycota; Dothideomycetes; Dothideales; Saccotheciaceae. The record is from the annotation of a GenBank genome assembly.
AUGAUACCACUACGACCAUUACUAUCGUUGUUAUCCCUCGCCAGCACGGCACUGGCUAUCGGUCAGAAUGCAACAAUUGCUUUCAAUGCGUCGGCCGGCUCACAUGAGUUGGCUUCGGGAGGCUCUUCCAUUCAGAUCAUGGCAGACUCCAACGACUGGCCUGCUGUACUAAAAGCUGCUCACGACUUGUCACAAGACUUUGGCAGAGUCACCGGCACCAAUGGAUCCGUGGUUCUCUCCAAUACCUCCGACACCUCUGACGUACCUGCUUACAAUGCCGGCUCGUACUUUAGCAGCAACCCACACAAUGCCUCUAUGAUCUUCAACAUUACUGGCCUGACCACGUUCAGCACCACUUCUUCCGGAGCAAAAGGAGGAGUUAUCAUUGCAGGAACGAUUGGAAACUCUUCAUUCAUCGACGCGUUGAUUAAGGGCGGCAAGAUUGACAUCUCUGCCAUCAACGGUACUUGGGAGGCAUUCACUUCCACUGUCGUUUCAAACCCAAUGGAUGGCGUGGACGAGGCUUUGGUCAUUGCUGGCAGCGACAGACGAGGAACUGUAUACGGUCUGUACGACGUGUCCGAGCAGAUUGGUGUUUCGCCAUGGUAUUUCUGGGCCGACUCUCCUCCUCAAAAGCAUGAUUGCAUCUAUGCUAUGAACACCACCAAAGUCCAGCCUUCUCCAUCCAUCAAGUACAGAGGCUUCUUCCUCAAUGAUGAGGCACCUGCUUUGACUGGAUAUGUCAACGAAAAAUUCGGAUUCAACAAGUACGGCUCGAAUUACGGUUCCGAGUUCUAUCACAGCGUCUUCGAGCUGUUGCUUCGCUUGAGAGCAAACUAUUUGUGGCCCGCUCAAUGGAACUCGAUGUUCAACGUCGAUGACCCAAGAAGUCAGGCCAUGGCAGAUGCUUACGGUAUUGUUAUGGGAACCUCGCAUACCGAACCAAUGAUGAGAUCCACCAAGGAGUGGAAUGUANCCAACAAUCAAUCGAUCUACCCUUUCUUCGUCGAGGGCGCUGAGAGGUUGCGUCCCUACGAGGGUGUUAUCACCAUGGGCAUGCGUGGUUCAGGUGAUACUGCCCUCGGAGCCGGCAUCGAGACUGCACUCCUGGAAAAUGUUGUCUCUACUCAGCGCGACAUACUUGCUCAAGUCUUUGGCAACGCUAGUGUUAUGAACCCCGAUGCUGUACCGCAGCUAUGGUGCUUGUACAAAGAAGUGCAAGGUUACUACGAAGCUGGCAUGACCGUUCCUGAAGAUAUCACUCUAUUGUGGACCGACGAUAAUUGGGGAAAUAUCCGAAGACUGCCAGUCGGUAACGAGACAUCGAGAAGUGGUGGUGCCGGAGUCUACUACCACUUUGAUUAUGUUGGUNGGAUCAACACGGUUCUCAAUCAGAAGACUUGGGAACAGAUGCAUCUCGCCUACGAAAGAGAAGCCAGACAAAUCUGGGUUGUCAACGUUGGAGACCUCAAGCCUCUUGAGCUGCCCAUUUCGCAUUUCUUCGAUCUCGCGUACGACAUUAACCGCUGGGACAAAGACAGCACUCCUGAAUGGCUCGAACUCUGGGCCUCUCGUGAAUUUGGUCCUGAGGUCGCAGCGCAGACAGGAGCUCUUAUGAACACAUACUCAAUCCUUGCUGGUCGCAGAAAGUUCGAAGAAGUGGACCCGAACACUUACAGUUUGAUCAACUACGAUGAGGCUAACAAAGUUCUGGCCGAAUGGACCGCAAUCCAAAAGACAGCUCAAAGCAUCCUCGACGGACUGCCUGUGGCUACACAGCCCGCUUUCUUUGAGAUGGUCUACCACCCUGUCACCGCUGCUCGUACUUACUACGAUAUCAUGAUCUCGGCUGCCAAGAACAAUGUCUAUGCUCAACAGGGACGUACUUCCACGAACGCUAUCGCACAACAUGUGCAGAACCAGUUUUCGUAUGAUCACCAGCUCUCAAAGUCUUACAACGGACUGCUCAAUGGGAAGUGGAACCACAUGAUGGACCAGACACACAUUGGCUACACCUACUGGCAGCAACCUAUGAGACAAGCUUUGCCUCCUCUGCAAUAUGUUCAAAUGGCCGAACGAGCCUUGAUUGGCGAUCUGGGUGUUGCUGUUGAGGGUUCUAAUGCCACCGUUCCCGGUGACGAUAGAUUUCACUCACUUUCAUCCAUGGUACUGUACCUCCCGACACUUGAUCCUUACGGGCCCGCUCGAUGGAUUGACGUCUUCCAUACCGGUACUCAGCAAAUCACCUGGAAUGUUCAGUCUAACGUGCCCUACCUAAACUUCACACAAAAGACCGGCACUUUGUCUCCCAACGGUACCACAGAUACUCGCAUCUGGGUUUCGGUCGAUUGGUCUAAGGUCACUCCUGGCGCAAUCAACUCGACUAAGAUUAACAUCACAAGCUCCUCUGAUUACGGCACCCAGUACAGCGUUCCACAGGUUGUGAUCUCCUAUAACAACACUGCUGUUCCCUCAAAUUUCACCAACGGCCACGUCGAGUCUGACCGCACUGUUUCUAUCGAAGCGGAGCACUACUCAUCUAUCUCGAACGGUGGCAAUUCUUCGGUCUCGUACGAGGUCAUUCCUGGCCUAUCGCGCACACUCUCAGGUGUCACUAUAUUCCCUGUCACUGCAGGCUCUCUCACCACGUCAACUGCCCCUGCCCUUGAGUAUGAUUUCUAUACCUUCACCAACCUGAGCUCUGGAGUCUUGAUGGACCAGAACAUGGGCACAAGUUCAAAGUACACUCCCAAUACCGUCAACGUCACACUCUACCUCGGUACUUCUCUCAACACUAAUCCCAACCGCCCUCUCCGUUUCGCUGUACAGCUCGAUGGCCAAGAGCCGCAAACCCGCCAGUAUGUUUUCGAUCAGCCACAGGGUGCUAACCCAACCGGCUGGUUGGCUGCCGUUGCAGAUGUCAACUGGUCCAACACAACCACGUUCAACUACUCAGGCCCUGGAGCGCACAAGCUGAAGAUCUGGGAGCUCGAGCCUAGUGUUGUGCUGCAAAAGGUUGUUGUUGAUCUUGGUGGUGUUAGAAAGAGUUAUUUGGGACCUCCUGAGAGUUACAGAGUUUGA